This is a messenger RNA of Phlebotomus argentipes, 2190 nucleotides long. RefSeq lists its product as uncharacterized. The transcript is spliced from 2 exons. Bases 147 to 1481 code for a protein of 444 amino acids. Gene Ontology annotation, molecular function: peptidyl-prolyl cis-trans isomerase activity; protein binding. The record is from RefSeq and is a predicted model, not a curated record. NCBI's taxonomy places the organism in Eukaryota, Metazoa, Arthropoda, Insecta, Diptera, Psychodidae.
AAAGUGUUGCCAACUGUGACGAAAAAACUAGCGCACAGCGAAAGACACUGCAGAUUGGUGGAGAAUCCAUUGCGUCCAUUUGUCCAUUUGUGGAGUUGUCUGGUGUUUUUUCCCUUGAAUUUCUUGACAUUCUCGCAGCAGUAAAAAUGGACUUAUUCAAGGAAUUGAAUGAUAUUUUGGAGAGUUUUUCUAACACCUGGGAUGUGCCUGGAUAUAUGGGGAAGCCUUUUGUUGAAGGCCGGCUGCAUAGGAUGUCUUCGCAAACGCCAAAGCCGAAAGUGAUAACAGCCUUCUUUUUGGACAACCUCGAGCGUGAGUUCAUACCGGAGAAGAGCUUCAAUGAGCUGCGCCGCGAGAUGACGGACUUGGGAAAUGGACUGUUCAAGAAAACUCUGACUGAAGGAUUCGGAGAUGUACUGCAGAACAACAAAAUGGUCACAUUGCAUUUCUCCAGCUACAAAGAAGGCAAUGCAACACUCAGCAAUUCAUCGUAUCUCGCCCAGGAACCAGUUAUCUUCGUCCUGGGUAAGGAAAAGGACUUGUUGCCGGGAUUUGAGAAGGCCGUGCGCACAAUGCGUAAUCAAGAGAAGGCGCACUUCAUCAUUCCGCGCAUGUACAGCCAAGGAGCGAUUGCUGAAGAUCCCGAUAAUCUCAAGGAUGAAUUCGUGGAGAUUGAAAUUGUCAGAGUGGCGACGCAUAUACCAGAGAAUGAGAAAAUCCGUCUUUUGACGAACUUUAAUAUGGCUUUAGACGCUAUUCGAGAGCUUCGUCGGAAGGGAAAAGCUGCGUUUUCCGCUGGAUUCUAUCGUGCUGCUGCCUUCGAAUACAUCAGUAUUUUGCUCCUGCUUAUGAACAGUAUCGCUCAGAAUCAUUCAGAGAACGACCAACGGCUGCAGCUUCUUGUACAAAUGUGUCUCAACUGUGGCAUAGCAUUCAACAAGAUUGGCAUUUACGAUCCUUCUUCAGCAGUGCUGCAUCUUGCUUAUGCCUUAACGGACAAUGGAGUUCCAGCUGAAGACACCCUCAAGGGAAAGAUCUGCCUUCAUGCUUGCCGGGCUUUCCGAUUGAGCUGGCAGCGCGAAAACAAGGAAGCCACGGAGUAUUUCUAUAGAGCUCGCAACUAUUUGGGCGACAUUCCGGAAAUCAAGGCAGAACACGAAGAACUCCGCAAGUUCUACAACACAUACAUGACUCUUAUUGCCCUCGACAAACCCAUUUCCGAUAUGUUCAAGUCGAAGUAUCCCAGAAGUGAGGCGCCUAUUGCAUUGAGCAAGAGUCAAAAGUUCUUUGAGGAUCUUUUUGACCCCAUGCUGAAGGAUUUCAUGCGUUCCAAGGACAACAAGAGGGAAUUUUUUGCGGUUCACGGCAACUUCGACAUUGAAUGGGCAAAAGACGUGGCCACCAAGUACAAGAGGAUCAAACUCAAAGUGCAUCUAAAUGAGGAGCUGAAUUAUGUGCGAUAUGUUGUCACGAAGAAGUAACUGGACUUCGAACAAUGGACAAAUUUCUUAUCACGUUCAUUGCUUUCAUUAAUUGCUAUAACUUCAUAUUAUCAAUCAUGAAAUGUGUUUUUAUGAAUUGGCGCUAUUUUUCUUGAAUAAAUCACUGUUCCUCAUCAAUCAAUUCUUUAUCUUUUUUUUCCAAAAAUGAUUCAUUCACUUCACUUUCACUGGAAGUUGAUUAUUCACAUUUUCUUGUGAGCUUCUUAUUCUUAUCCUAUAAGUAAAGAUUGUAAACGCUGUGACUCAUUUUUUGAUAGAAUUUUCAGCACUAUUCUGUGAAAUUCAAUUCAAGUCUUGAUGAACUCUUCGAGCCCUUCUGUGAUGAAUGUGACGAACGUGAUAAACAACUCGUAAACAAAACUAAUAAUAAUAAUAAUAAAUAAACAAAUUGCGGCCAAGAAGAUGGAAUUCGAAAUAGCGAUUCAAUAUUCUGUUGAUUCAGCCAAAAUCAUAUCGAGUAGAUCGACUCUGGCUGUCGAUGGACAAUCGAGCAGAAAUAGUUGGAAAACGGGCAUCAAAAAGUGAGUGGAAAUUUUGCUGCAGAUCGUUGCUUUUUAAAAGUCGGGUCAAAAAGUGUUGCCAAAAUCUUCGUGUGAAAAUUCAACGCACGUCGAAAGACACUGCAAAGUGAAAAAGGAGUCCAUUGCAGUGUGUAGUCGAUUGCGAACUUGCGUAAUCGCAUUGGUUU